Coturnix japonica (Japanese quail) is the source of this 4839-nucleotide messenger RNA. RefSeq names its product carbohydrate sulfotransferase 11 (gene CHST11). Gene Ontology annotation, cellular component: membrane. The record is from RefSeq and is a predicted model, not a curated record. Gene Ontology annotation, biological process: proteoglycan biosynthetic process; carbohydrate biosynthetic process. NCBI's taxonomy places the organism in Eukaryota, Metazoa, Chordata, Aves, Galliformes, Phasianidae. Gene Ontology annotation, molecular function: sulfotransferase activity.
GCCCAGCGCAGGCAUUAGCGCCCCCCGGUACAGGGCGCGGGCGCCCGGGCAUCCUCAGGCGCAGCGGCGGCUCCGGCUCCUCCCUCGGCGGUAGCGCGGAGCGGCUGCUGAGCCUGAGCCGGGCGGUGCGCUGCUGGGCAGCGCCAUGAAGCCGGCGGUGCUGGAAGUAAUGAGGAUGAACCGGGUGUGCAGGAUGGUCCUGGUCACUUCCGUGGGCUCCUUCAUCCUCGUCAUCUUCUAUUUCCAAAGUAUGUUGCUCCCAGUAAUGCGUAGAAAUCCAUUUGGGAUGGACAUUUGCUGCCGGAAAGGAUCCAGAAGCCCACUCCAGGAACUGUAUAAUCCCACCCAGUUGUCCAACACAGCCAUCCUCCAUCAGAUUAGACGAGACCAAGUGACAGAUACGUGCCGAGCAAAUAGCGUAUUGAGCAGGAAGCGCCGUGUGCUGACACCCAAUGAUCUCAAACACCUGGUGGUGGAUGAAGAUCAUGAAAUGAUCUAUUGCUACGUCCCUAAAGUGGCCUGCACAAACUGGAAGAGAGUCAUGAUGGUUUUGACGGGAAGAGGCAAAUACAGUGAUCCAAUGGAAAUCCCAGCCAACGAAGCCCACGUGUCCUCAAACCUGAAGACCCUCAACCAGUACAGCAUCCCAGAGAUCAACCACCGCUUGAAAAACUACAUGAAGUUUCUCUUUGUUCGUGAGCCUUUUGAGAGACUGGUGUCAGCCUACAGGAACAAGUUCACCCAGAAGUACAAUACUUCCUUCCACAAGCGCUACGGCACCAAAAUUGUGAGGCGCCAGAGGAAGAAUGCGACCCAGGAAGCUCUGCGUAAAGGAGACGAUGUGAAGUUCGAAGAGUUUGUGGCCUAUCUCAUUGACCCACACACCCAAAGAGAAGAGCCCUUCAACGAGCACUGGCAGACCGUGUACUCCCUCUGCCAUCCUUGCCACAUUCACUAUGACCUCAUAGGAAAAUACGAAACACUCGAAGAGGAUUCGAAUUACAUUCUUCAGCUUGCAGGAGUCAGCAACUACCUGAAGUUCCCCACCUAUGCAAAGUCAACGAGAACUACUGAUGAAAUGACCACAGAGUUCUUCCAGAACAUCAGCUCGGAGCACCAAACGCAGCUGUAUGAAGUCUACAAACUUGAUUUUUUAAUGUUCAAUUACUCAGUGCCAAGCUACCUGAAAUUGGAAUGAGGGACAGGUUGGGGGGAGAGAGGGUAGAGAAAGCCUGUUUUAUUUAAGAUUUUUAUUUGUCAUAAUAAAUAUGGAGAGUGGGUUAUUUUGUAAAUUAAUAUUUUUUUUUUUUUUUUUUUGAAUGAUGCUGCGAGCAGCACAGUCAAAUUUAUUUAAAUCAACUGUAAGAAAGGACAGCUCUCUUUGCAGGGUAACGGGAUUGUGACCAUCCAGCCAUAGAAAUGAAUAAUACUGCCUCGCUGUUGAAAAAAGCAUUAAUUGUGUUCCGGUGACUUUCAUUGAUCUUGCGUUCCUCAAAUCCUAAUUAAUAUUAUUUAUACUUAUUUAAAAUGUCUCUUGGGAGGUUUUCCUGUAGCAACAGAGGUGAGAUAACAUUUGGACAAAAGGAAUUUGUUUUUGUUCUGUCUUCGGUUGAGCUUUUCUCUGGAUAAUAAUAUUCUUCCUUUAGCCUUUCAUGCACGUAAAUACAGGAGUGGUUCUUAAUACCACACACCUUGAGAAUAAUGAUGGAAAUAAUUACUUUAGAAAGUGAUACUGCACUUAAACAUACUACAAAGCUGUCUUUCUAGUCUGAAAGGGGAAAAUAAAACCAAUUUUCAUAUAUACAUGAUCUCUAAACUGAUCUCUAAACCUCUGAUUACACAAAAUGUGAAUGUAGUCCUUAGGAAGAGAAACCAUGAGCUUUUUGUUAAAAAAAAAAAAAAUCUGGACUUAAUGGUUUAUCAAGAACACGAUGAGUCCCAUUGUCUCAUAGUUUGAAGGCUGCCCACUCAAAUGAAUGCAGAUUUGGCAGAUAGCUCCAUCUGAAAAAUCGGCACUUUGAAUGUGACCGUGAGGAUAUCUGAAUGCCAGAGCAACUGGUGCCCUUCACUUAAUUCAUAUCCAAGAUGGGGGAUUUGGGGAGCUCCAGCCUCUAGAAGUUGUGCCUCCUCCUUGAUCUUGAGAUGGGCAACUAGAAUUGAAUAACGUGCUCAGGAACCACCAGCCACGAUAUGUUGCUGGAAGGGAUGUGUGCACGUUAUUUUAAAAACCAGAAGGUUAUCUUUGUGUUGAUCUCUAAGCAUGCAGGGCAAUAAAAGAGGUCUCCAAGCUUCCGACAUGCUGGUUUCAUGGCUUUUUCCUAUGGGGAAAAGGGGAAUCUUUUUUUCAGUUGUCACUGAAUGUGACAGGGAUGCAUUGACAAGAAUGUUUCUAGUCUCCUGUUGAUCAAUAUUUCAUCUAAAUCAGGUCUAGUGUUAGAACAUGACCUUCUUAUCUAAGGCGAACAUCUCUGUGGUGGUUGUUUUGCUUGCUUUAAUGCAAUGCCAAUAAGAUGUGCAGCCCUGAGGGCAGUAGGAGCAGGGUUGGGAUCUGAUUUGGACACAACAUUUGUUUGGGACAGAAAGCAGAGGCUUUCUUCCAGUGACAUAGGCCAGCAUCACGCUGCUAGUCCUCAGGGCUGCAGCCCUUGUCCACAUCACCAGGCAAACUACAGCUCUCCAAAAGGCAAGGGACAGGUUUGAUUUUGCAAGGCUUUGUUGGCAGGGGGUUUUGUUCAGGGAACAAAAGAGAAGUGACUGGCACAGGCUUUAGUCGAGACAUUUGUGCGCAGCUAAAAUCUGCUCUAAGGUUGGUUGUUACAGUGGGGCUUUGCUCUGUCUGCAUGUCUGUCUUCUUUAAUCAGACCCAACACUCCCAAAAAGAAGAGCAGAUUUAGGUAAACUCAGCUGGAGCCAGAGCCUGGCAGGUGCAGUGUGCAGCAGCUGAUGGUGGCUGCUGAGUUACACAGCCCUCAGGACACCACGUAGCUGAAGAAGUGACACAGGGCUGUCUGCUUUUGCAAAACCAAGUCGCUGAGUACAUCUCAGUGAUGAAUGAAAGAACUAUUUUCUUAAUUGCCAUCUACUCCAUUUCAACAGAAUAUGAUCUAAAUCUUUUCGUUUAAGAAAAAAGUUACUUUAGAAAGUACACGUGUUAUAAGGAGGAGGUGCUGUUCCCCUUCUUAUCAUACUUGCUUUGCUCUCUGCACUACAUUUUUAUCUGUUCUUAAAUAUUCUCUUCGGCAUUCACCACUUUGGAGACACGGAGAAAACAACACCAUCUGGCCACUCUGAAAUCUGCAGGUGAAGAGGCCUGUUCAGGAGCUCCAAGGCUCCAGGCUGCCACUGUUGGUGCCAGCAUUGGUCACCCCACAAAGCUGGGUUACGGGCCCUGAAAUGGCCUCUGUGUGCCCAGGAGGUACUGAAAAACUUCAUGCUUUUUGAAACCCCCAGUCCCAAACUGCUACAGUCUGUCACUGUAACACAGUAGAUCUGCUCUGGGGUGCUCUGAUUUGGUUGGAGAUUCCUAUUUAGAUGAAGAGCUGGCACUCUGGGUAUGACUGCAUCCAGCCUGCUGAACACAAAGCCCUCAGCAGGUCAAAGGAGGACCACAGAUGUUAACAAAUUUAGCUUGGGUAGGUUUCUUUUUCAGACUACUGGGUGUGCUAUUCUGACUGAGCCAAAACUAGUCUCUUUUCCCCUGUCCCCAUGUAGGAGGAAGCUCGGGGCUAUACCUCCUUGUCACUGUGAGAUAGAGGCCACCUCCUACAGAGAAUAGCCUGGCACUGGGCUGUUUUCAACCCCUAUGUUCACUGGGUCUCCCAGCUGGAGGAGCAGAGGGUCUGAUCCUGAGUGCCACCUCCUUCUGGAGCUCAGUUUUGCUGUGUCCACAGCUGGUCCCAGGAGAUGAGCAGACAAAAUGCAAACCACAGAUGUAUGCAGGAGGUCCUAGGGACCAGCUAGGGAGAUGCUGUUUUGGAAGGAGGUACUGCCCAGGGAGGUGGUGCAGUCAUCAUCCCUGGAGGUGUUCCAGAACUGUGUGGAUGUGGCACUGAGGGAUGUGGUCAGUGGGCACAGUGAGGGUUGGCGAUUGGAUUAGGUGAUCUUAGAGGCCUUUUCCAACCUUAACAAUUCCAUGAUUCUGUGAUCAGUUGCAGUCAAGCAGUGGUAAACAAAGAGAGGAACCAGCAGGGACAGUCCCACCUCUGCCACCAGCUCCCUCAGAGCCUGGGCCAAGGAGCAGCCAUCCCACAGCCCCUUCCCUGGCACCGCUCACCCCAAACACCUUAACCUGGAGUCCACCUGAGUUCAGCCCAUCCAAACACAGCGGUGGCUCCAGGACAUGGAUCUCCCCCAAGCCUGACUUCUCCCAUCCUUCAGCCUCUUAAUUGUCACAGAAACUUGCAAACUGCCUGAACCACACGCUGCAUAAGACAAGUGAACUAAUUCACAAGCUGAAGUGCUUUUAGAAAUUAACCCCAGAUGUCUUAGGGUUUCACUGUAGUCUGCUGCACUUUUCAGGUACAAAAAGGGACUGUCCUUACUAUUACUCUUGUUACAGAGAGUGUUAUUUUCUUACAUGCAUGCACAAUACAAUGUGUACGAAUAAUUUAACAUCGAUGUGGGGUUGGAUUUUUUUUUUUUUUUACCUAUUUGUAUGCAGUAGAAGGCUUGUUGUAGAAAAGUAUCUCCUCAUACCUAAAUAUACUGUUAAUAAAGAAAAAAAAGCUAAAUUAUACAUUGCCAACACAAGUGUGAACUGCUCAUGAAUCUUUCCUUAAAAAGCCAUUCAAGCCUGAUUAUUUUUCUAAGUAACUUCAAUUAAAUUGAAGAAAGAAAAUU